GCGUUUCCCCGACAAACGUAAAAGACAUAGCAUAUCCGGAGCAGAAGCCGAGUAACAGUGUAGCCCUUUUCCGGAUUUGUCCAGGCAUUUCAGCCGAAUGCCACUUAGGGCAAAAAAAACUACAUUUCCCGAAAGGCCAUCAGAAGGCAGCCUCCGGCUCGGUCCUUCCCAGCAUUCCUGUUUACUUCCGGGUGUGUUAAUACAGCGGGGAGAACGUGAGCUUCGAUUAAAGAGGGAUUUUAUCUGUCGUCGCCCUCCAUCCCCCAGGGUCAGGUAGAUUAGACAUCCCGGACAGAGAGACGCUGCGGUACCCCCAAGGAGCUGCCUCUUGUCAAGAGGACUGCCGGGUCCUAGGCCGGAUUGGAAAGAGGGCUCGGCACCUUGCCGGGGGUGAGAGCCAGCGAGCUGCUCCCGCCCCUCUAGGGCUUGCCUCCCCACCAUGGCCGAGCUGAUCCAGAAGAAGCUGCAGGGAGAAGUGGAGAAGUACCAACAGCUACAGAAGGACUUGAGUAAAUCCAUGUCAGGGAGACAGAAGCUGGAAGCACAGUUAACAGAAAACAACAUAGUGAAGGAGGAACUGGCUCUACUGGAUGGAUCCAACGUGGUCUUCAAACUUCUGGGCCCCGUGCUGGUUAAGCAGGAGCUGGGGGAGGCGCGGGCCACCGUGGGCAAGAGGCUGGACUACAUCACUGCUGAAAUUAAGCGAUACGAAUCCCAGCUCCGGGACCUGGAGCGGCAGUCGGAGCAGCAGAGGGAAACCCUUGCCCAGCUGCAGCAGGAGUUCCAGCGGGCCCAGGCAGCAAAGGCAGGAGCACCUGGGAAAGCCUGACUUCAUGGGGUGGGGUGGGGGUAACUCUAGGGUCUGGACUAUAAUAGCUAAUAAAAUGUGAGAAUGCCUGGCUCCAAUUUCUAACCGGCCACUUGUGUGCUACUGUCUCCGCUCAUCCCCCUGGCCUCUCCCUAUAUGUACACCACCCACGUUUCCCCCUCAAACCAUGUCCUAGCAGCGGGAAUCUCUAAGGGGUGCUGCUUCUUUCUUGAACCCAAAC
Molecule: messenger RNA, 1049 nt
Organism: Ochotona princeps (American pika)
Lineage: Eukaryota; Metazoa; Chordata; Mammalia; Lagomorpha; Ochotonidae
Gene: PFDN6
Product: prefoldin subunit 6
Exons: 4
Coding region: 440-829 (129 amino acids)
Biological process (GO): protein folding; chaperone-mediated protein complex assembly
Cellular component (GO): prefoldin complex; cytoplasm
Molecular function (GO): protein-folding chaperone binding
Source: RefSeq, a predicted model, not a curated record